This is a messenger RNA of Phyllopteryx taeniolatus (common seadragon), 4362 nucleotides long. It is a transcript of the gene tdrd3, whose product is annotated as tudor domain containing 3. Lineage: Eukaryota; Metazoa; Chordata; Actinopteri; Syngnathiformes; Syngnathidae. Bases 131 to 2359 code for a protein of 742 amino acids. Gene Ontology annotation, cellular component: cytoplasm; nucleus. The record is from RefSeq and is a predicted model, not a curated record. Gene Ontology annotation, molecular function: protein binding; RNA binding. The transcript is spliced from 13 exons. Gene Ontology annotation, biological process: mRNA processing.
ACGUUAAAGAUAGGCGACGUUAGCGGGUAUUAUUGUUAACCUAUUGAUAUGUCUUGCUGAGUAUAGUGUAAUUUCAGGAAAUCUCUUUUGACAAAUUUGUGUCGUCAUAUUUACGUUUACUUGGACGAAAAUGUCCACUUUACCGGAGUCACUGACCAACGAGGGCUGGUAUCUCAGUGAUGAAGGCAUUGCUGAAUUGAAAGGAUCUGGUGAGAACAUUACGCCUAAGGAUAUUAUUCGCAUUGCACUCGAUACUGAUCUCAGACUGAUUGGAAGAAAAAUUCUGCCACCUGAUAUCAACAGUGGAAGGGUUGAAAAGCUGGAGGGUCAAUGUGUUCUCCAGCUGCAGAAGUUGAGGAAUAUCUCUGUGCCAAAAGACAUAGAGUCCCAGGGAGGGCUACGAAUGCUGCGCCUUCAAAUGACAGAUGGCCAUACCACCUGUUCUGGAUUGGAGUUUAAACACCUGACCAAAAUCAGCCUUAAUACUCCCCCUGGAACAAAAAUUAAGCUCCUAGGUACAGUCCUGGUUAGGAAUGGGUUUUUGCUGCUCGAUGACUCAAAAAUGUCAAUUCUUGGUGGAGAGGUUGAACACAUGGUGGAGAAAUGGGAACUGCAAAGGAGUCUGGCCAAACACAGCAGAAACAACAUCGGAGCAGAAGGUGGGCCACCUCCUUUUUUGGCAUUUGGCCAGAAGAAUGCAAAGAAGGAUGAAGUGGACAGCGAAGCGCUUGACCAGAGGAAAACCAUUCAGAGUGUAGUCAAACUUACUGAUGAGAAUGACGAGUUUGCAAAACAUCGAACAGCAGCUAUUGCUGAGGUGGCCAAGGGCAAAGAGGGUCCCCGUAUAUUCGGUGGAGGAGGAAAUGCAGGAAGUAAUUUAUCCACCACUACUUUAAGGAAACGUGACAAGCAUAGGCGGGAAGACAGGCUUGAAAGACAUGAAAACAGAUGGGAUGGAAACUAUCGAGAGCUGGUGGACGAGCGUGCCCUGAGAGACAUCAUAGACAUGGGCUUUAACAAGGAGGCAGCCAGGCAAGCCUUAAUGGAUAAUAAAAAUAAUCUUGAGGUGGCACUAAACAGUCUCCUGACGGAAUCUUCUGGUAGCAGAGCCAACCCUUUGGUCACAGACAAGCCUCAGCCCAGAGGAAGAGGAAGGGGUCGAGGCCGGUUCAGAAAUGAUGGUGAGGAGGAGGCUGGAGGAAGGCCCUCUGGACCAAGUACUCUUUUUGACUUCCUGGAAUCGAAGAUGGGUGUUUUUUCCAUUGAUGAGUCAAAAAGCCAGGCUCCUCAGAGACAUGAGAAUAAAGAUAAUUGGCACGGUUCAGACUAUUACCCCAAAGAAGCCUCUCACACCAAGUUCACCUCACAUAAUGAUCAUAGACAAAAAAAGGGUGACAGGCCACCCCGCUUCCACAGGGACACAGACUUUCCCAAACCAGGGCAGGAGCCAUUCUCGAACUGUAUAAACCCCCAAACUUCAUCAGUCCAGCAGUGGAGGGGCCAGGAUGGGUUGUCACAGGGACCACCAGACAGACAACCGAAUGACAAGAAAGAGACUGAUGAUGAGCAUAUUAUUGCCUCUUCCUUUACACCAUCUUUUACUCGUUCCAAGGAAACUCAAAAACAGACAGAGUCAGUUGGAUCAUGUCCACAGCGAUCAAGAAAUGGUGAUGGUGGAAACAUGGCUGGAUCAUUUCUCCGGAGAGGGGCAAAGGACAAUACACCCUCAUCUAAACUGGCGAAUCCUUCAGGAAAUGACAACCCAAACAACUUCAGACGAAAGGGGAAAACUGACCGACCCGACUACUUUGGGCGUCAAAGGGAUAGUGUUCCACCAAACUCGAGGGGAGGAAAUUUCAGAACGUCCUGUGAAGUAGAAAUGUUACAGGAUUCACAAUUCUUGACAGGGUGUCCAUCUAAUUACCAAAAUGGAGAUGUGGUGCCUAUAAGAACUGGGCCAAUCAAGCCAACAAAUACACCUGGUCCUGCCCAUAGGGAGCAACCUCCUAAGAGGAACAGUCAUAAUAAUCCUGGUCCCAAAAGAAAGUUUGGGCAAGGUAAAGGUCAAGGUCCUCGAGGGAUAGUGAAAAUUCCUAAUGUAGGUCAGACAUGGAAACCUGGAGAUCAGUGCCUUGCUCUGUACUGGGAAGACACUAAGUUCUACCAUGCCACAAUAGAUGCCGUGCAUCCAUCAGGCUCUACAGCUGUAGUUGUGUUUAGUGAUUAUGGAAACUGUGAAGAGGUCCUCCUUCAUAACCUCAAGCCUAUUUCUGCUGACAUCACGACGCAAAGACGAUCGGGAUUGGUCUUUCCCAAGUCCGUCUCCACCCCCACCCGGCACAGCGCAUAUUUGGAAUGACUCGUGAAUGUGUAAAGUAUUGAUGUGUUGCCUAUGUAUUACCAACCUCUUCAUCAGCUCUGCAGUUUGAUAACCUUUAAAGCUACACAUGAAAUGCUUUGUGCCCCUCUAGAGGAGGCUAGCCUUUCCCAUAUUAAACUUUUGCUCUGCAUGCAUGCGUCCCACCUGAUUCCUUAUUCUCAUAUACCUUUUCAUGGCUGGCAGCCAUUGUCUUGCGUUUUACCUGACCCUCCAUCUCCACCAAGGUACCUUUGUGGGAGUGAUAUCUGAACCCUGUGAUCCCCUUUAAAUGUCCUUUCUCGUGCCAUUUGUACAUCAACUCGAACAACACAAACCUUUCUGUCCCUUCUGAAGAACGAAAAAAAAAGUAGACCAGAAACGAGCUUGCAUAAGUCCCUGGAAUGUAUUUUUUGUUUGCAGAUUUAAAGCUUUUUGUUGCAAAGAAAAAGUGCUCUAGGAUUAAUUUGAUUGUAAAACUGAUGAAGUUAGUGUUUUACUGUCAUGCAACUGUUUUUUCACUCCACCUUCUUCUGUACAUUGUCAGAAUAUACUAUAAUAUAUAUAAAAUGAGUGAUCAAAAUCUAAAUACUGUAAUAGAUUUUAUUUCCGUACACACAAAUGCAUAAUAAUAAAAUAAUAAUGAUAAUAAUGGCUUAGUUUUACUCUAGUACUUUUCAAGGCACCCAUGGUCACUUAACAGUGACUCAUGGGUUGAUUAAAAUGGAUCUAGUGUACAUGUGCGUGUGUGUGCGUGCGUGUGUGUGUGUGUGUGCGUGCGUGCGUGUACUGUUGAACUUUAUGUGGAAAUGGAACCAUAGCUUGGAGCAUGUACUGUUGAACUUUAUGUGGAAAUGGAAUCAUAGCUUGGAGUCCAGAAUUCAGGAGUAUGGUGGAUGGAGCAGCAGUUAAUCUUUAUUUGGGAUUUCCCCAACUGUACUGAUAAAUGCGUCAGGGGCCACAACCAGAAGCUAUGGCUUGUCUGUGUUUAAAUUGUGUAGGUUUAAACUCAUCCAGGUUCUUAUGACAGACAGGCAGUUGACCAAUAAUGGCAGGGGGAUCUGAGUUUGGGUGUGUGCUGAUGAAAGGUCACUCCAUGCUGGUGGAUAAUCUGAUCUAGGGUUUGCCUGGAGCUAUGGAGAGUGACCAACCGUUCUGUUUGAUCGGUAUAAUUCAAACCAGGAAGUAACUGUUCUAUUCCAAAUCACUUUUGGGGUGACAAAGAAAAUGCUGCUUUUGACACGUUCACAGGUGCACAGAAGUUGGUGGACUUCUUGCAACACAGAUGUGAAGCUGUUCUCAAAAACAGUGUUUAUACAGCUAAAUACUAGUUCAGUGAUUAAGAACAAAGCUAAAUAUUGAAACACUUUUUAAGUUUAUCCAAUAAAUGAUUGACUUUGUAAAGAAAAAUGCAGAUGCAAAUUUUUUUUUUAACAGUCCAAUAUUACUUUUUCUUCACCUUGUGAUGAAUAGAAUGCACAGUGUUCCCAGUGCAUUUGGGUGUAUCAUUGAAUUGAGCUAUACUCGCACUGCUAGCACGGCACUGCAUCACACUGCUACAGUAUUUAGCUAACUAUUUAUGCAAUAAGCACACAUAGGUAAUGAGCAAACACUGCAUGUAAUUUUGUUAGUGCUCAUGAAUGUGAAAUAAAUGCAUGUAAACUUUUUUUGUCCACAAUAAAGCCCACCCAACCUUGUGGUUGAUGUCCAUGUGGUAUUGCAUGCAAACAAGUGACUUCAUCUGAAUGCUUUGUUGGCAUCUCUUCGAUAAUGCUAUUUGAAUUGCAAAAUGUCACUCAUGCAGUGAAAAUUGUAACCGAUGCACUGAUGGAGAAAAAACAGAAACAUUUGCAUAGAAGCAACCAGAUGUUCCAUUGACCUGGGCCACGAUAGCUUACCUCCUUUGAAUUUGGUUUCAAACAUGGCCUGCACGUUAAAAGAAUCUGAGUUUUACUUUAUUUUUUUACCUCGCUUGGGACCCGGUGUAACUGCUGAGAUUUAUUUUA